This is a messenger RNA of Amborella trichopoda, 1173 nucleotides long. Its product is annotated as phosphopantothenoylcysteine decarboxylase. Gene Ontology annotation, molecular function: phosphopantothenoylcysteine decarboxylase activity; FMN binding. NCBI's taxonomy places the organism in Eukaryota, Viridiplantae, Streptophyta, Magnoliopsida, Amborellales, Amborellaceae. The record is from RefSeq and is a predicted model, not a curated record. Gene Ontology annotation, biological process: coenzyme A biosynthetic process. Gene Ontology annotation, cellular component: phosphopantothenoylcysteine decarboxylase complex.
GCCGAAAAUUACGAAAUCUUCAACUUCUCGGCGAAGCGUUUACAAGAAGAUAGUACAAGCAACGAACUCGUCUGUUAAUGUCAGCUAGUUUCCUUUCCUUCCCACUGUGAGUCAUUCAAACUGAAGCUUUCAAACCCUAGAAAUGGCGUAAAGGGAUCAGAAAUGAGAGGAUAAUUGCCAAAAGCAAGUGGUGAAAAACACAGGCAGACGAGGUAAGCCCUUUGCCUCUUUUUUUUGACAAAAAGAUGUUCAGGUGCAUGCAUGUGGGAUUUUGAGGUGACAAGAAAGUCUUGUGGAACAUCAACUAACAAAUGCUAUGACAAGUCCAGGAAGUUCGCAUAGACGGCACAUUCUCUUGGUUGCAUGCGGAAAUGAAUAUGCAUCAAAAUUUGACACUCUCACUCUCUGUUUCCUUGAUUGGGCAGAGGUCAAGGCAGUGGCCACUGAUAAUGCCUUACAAUUCCUUGAUAAGUCAACAUUUCCUAGUAGCGUGGACAUACUAACAACUGAAGAUGAUUGGUUUCAAUGGGUGAUGCUAGGUGAUGAUAUACUUCAUCUUGAACUUUGCAAAUGGGCAGAUGCUGUGGUUAUUGCCCCAUCAUCAGCAAAUACACUUGGCAAGAUUGCGAAGGGUCUAUGUGACAACCUGUUGACAAGUGUGGUGAGAGCAUGGGACUACAACAAGCCGCUGUUUGUUCUUCCUUCAAUGAGCAUCUCUCAAUGGAACAAUGGUUUCACCCAAUCCCAUCUCGAUACCCUCCAAAGACUCAGAGUCAAGGUUAUCCCUCCAAUUCACGAUUUAACGGAUUGUACGAGUGCUGCUCUGAAUGAACCUAGUGCCAUCUCAGACUUUGUCAAGAACUUUCUUGAGAAUCAAGCUCCUGAUGCUUGAGCAUUGAGAUAACAGAUACCAAGCUGUUGAGUUUGUACUAGUAUAGAAUAGUGUUUUGAGAUUUUAUAUUUGGGUCAGAGUGACUGUAGUGUCGAGUUUUAAAUCAGCUUGUCACAUUUCAUAGUCUGCUCCCUUUAUAUUGGAAUGCUGUUUUUUCUUCUCUUGCAUGAGAUUCAAUUCUGAGCUUCUGAACAGUACCAACUUUAUUGACUGGCAUCAUUUGGGACACGAAAAAUAUCAAUUGUUCUUUUCAAUAAAAUCACCAAAUUCUUCAAUUAAUA